Molecule: messenger RNA, 4811 nt
Organism: Trichosurus vulpecula (common brushtail)
Lineage: Eukaryota; Metazoa; Chordata; Mammalia; Diprotodontia; Phalangeridae
Gene: ADAMTS1
Product: ADAM metallopeptidase with thrombospondin type 1 motif 1
Exons: 9
Coding region: 461-3292 (943 amino acids)
Biological process (GO): extracellular matrix organization; proteolysis
Cellular component (GO): extracellular matrix
Molecular function (GO): zinc ion binding; metalloendopeptidase activity
Source: RefSeq, a predicted model, not a curated record
CCUCAAGGAGAUUGAGCCAAGCAAGGCCAAAGCAAGGGAUUUGCCUUUCUUGCCUCAGCGUUCCCUUAUCAUCCCAAAGAAAAAACUAAACACGAGGCAGCCACAGACGGGACGCUGAGUACAAGAAGAAGCUUAAGGGAGUACGGGAGAUUAACCAGUUCCUGGCCCCUCUCGUCCUUCUGCCUGGAGAAUCCCACCGAAAAAGAGACGUAGACAUUUCUUCCACCAUCACCAUUUGCAGGACAGUUUCAGGAGCCAUCAGAGAAAGCAAAGCGCCAAGCAGUUGUACCAGCUCCUUACCCUCAGUUUCUAGUUAACGCAAACUUUUUUUUCUGCUGCAAACUUUAGAUUACUGCAAAUGUUACUACCAAAAGUAAUAGUUUAAAAAAAUAAAGAAAGACGUCAAGGUUUUCAGGCUCCCUAAUUGAAACUAUAGCUUUCACACUUGAGCUGACAGAGAAUGGGGGCAGUAGCGUGGCCGUUGGAAAAGGAGAGGUCCCUGCCAAUUUUGAUGGAAGCUUCUCUGGUAGUAGUGGCAAUGGUUUUCCUGACUAUGCCGGGAGUACACUGUCGCCCCGUGGAAGAGGACGAGGAACUAGUUCUCCCAGUCCCGCUGGAUUCUCCAGAACCAGGCAAAAAGCUCUACCGCUUGGAUGCCUUCGGGAAGCGCCUGAUCUUGGAGUUACACCCCGACAGCAGCUUCCUCGGCCAGGGCUUCACGCUCCAGUACGUCGGGAGCAAAUUUGGGGAGGAGCAGCGCUCAUUCAUCCCCACCAACGAGUUGUCGCUUUGUUUCUACUCCGGCACCGUGAAUGGAGACCCCCAUUCAGCGGCGGCUCUCAGCCUCUGUGCUGGCAUCCGCGGGGCAUUUUACCUGCAGGGGGAAGAGUAUUUCAUACAGCCGCCUGCCACCAACGAAAUCCGCUUCUCCCCCUUUUCCUCCCCAAAGGAGGAGCAGCAAGAGUUGCAAUUUCACCUCCUCAGCCGGAGGCUGAAGAGCCAAAGCGGCGCCAAGUGCGGAGUGAUGGACCAGAACUUCCAACAAAGAGAGGACGAGCCGGUGGAGGAGCAGAGGCAGCCCACGGAGGAGUGGAAGCAACGCCUAGGACCCCUAACAGGAACUGGAAACACAAGGAAAAAAAGGUUUGUGUCUAGUCCUCGAUAUGUGGAAACCAUGCUUGUAGCAGAUCAGACCAUGGCAGAGUACCAUGGCAGUGGUCUAAAGCACUACCUCCUGACUCUGUUCUCUGUUGCAUCCAAGUUAUACAAACAUCCCAGUAUUAGAAAUUCAAUUAGCCUGGUGGUGGUGAAGAUUUUAGUCAUCUAUGAGGAACAGGAGGGGCCUGAAGUGACCUCCAAUGCUGCCCUCACCCUGAGAAAUUUCUGCAGCUGGCAGAAACAGCACAAUCCACCCAGUGACAGAGAUGCAGAACAUUAUGACACAGCAGUUCUUUUCACCAGACAGAACCUUUGUGGUGCCCAGACAUGUGAUACCCUUGGGAUGGCUGAUGUUGGAACAGUGUGUGAUCCAAACCGAAGUUGUUCUGUUAUAGAAGAUGACGGUUUACAAGCUGCUUUCACGAUGGCCCAUGAGUUAGGUCACGUGUUCAACAUGCCACAUGAUGACGCAAAGCAAUGUGCCAGUAUCAAUGGUAUAAACUGGGAUUCCCACAUUAUGACCUCAAUGCUUUCCAAUUUGGAUAGAAGCCAGCCUUGGUCUCCUUGUAGUGCUUACAUGAUUACAUCAUUUUUGGACAAUGGUCAUGGGGAAUGUUUAAUGGACAAGCCCUCCAAGCCUAUACAGCUUCCCUCUGAUCUCCCAGGGACCUUGUAUGAUGCCAACCGGCAGUGCCAGUUUACUUUUGGUGAUGACUCCAAGCACUGUCCAGAUGCAGCAAGCACAUGUACAACUUUGUGGUGUACUGGCACUUCUGAUGGAAUACUUGUGUGCCAAACCAAACACUUCCCUUGGGCAGAUGGCACUAGUUGUGGAGAAGGAAAAUGGUGUAUCCAUGGCAAAUGUGUGAACAAGACUGACAACAAGUAUUUCUUUACUCCUAUUCAUGGAAGCUGGGGACCCUGGGGACCCUGGGGAGACUGUUCUAGGACCUGUGGUGGAGGAAUACAGUAUACAAUUAGGGAAUGUGACAACCCAGUCCCUAGAAAUGGAGGAAAAUAUUGUGAAGGCAAAAGAGUGAGAUAUAGGUCAUGUAAUAUUGAAGAAUGUCCAUACAAUGACGGAAAAACCUUCAGAGAAGAACAGUGUGAAGCCCAUAAUGACUUUUCUAAAGCUCCCUUUGGAAAUCGACCAGUUGUAGAAUGGAUACCUAAAUAUGCUGGAGUGUCACCAAAGGACAGAUGUAAACUUAUUUGUCAAGCUAAAAGCAUUGGUUAUUUCUUUGUUCUACAGCCCAAGGUUGUGGAUGGUACUCCAUGUAGCCCAGAUUCUACCUCUGUUUGUGUGCAAGGACAGUGUGUAAAAGCUGGCUGUGAUCGUUUAAUAGAUUCCAAAAAGAAGUUUGACAAAUGUGGUAUCUGUGGAGGCAAUGGAUCUACCUGCAGGAAAGUCUCUGGGUCAAUUACCCAUGCAAAACCUGGCUAUCAUGAUAUUGUCACUAUUCCAGCUGGAGCAACUAAUAUUGAAGUGAAGCAACGGAAUCAGAGGGGUUCCAGAAAUAAUGGAAGUUUCCUUGCCAUUAAAGCUGCCGAUGGUACCUAUAUCCUUAAUGGAGAUUUUACACUCUCCACAUUGGAGCAAGACAUUAAUCACAAAGGUAGUUUCUUGAGGUACAGCGGCUCUUCUGCAGCUAUGGAAAGAAUUCGCAGUUUUAGUCCUCUUAAAGAACCCUUAACUAUACAAGUUCUUACUGUGGGCAAUUUCCUCCGGCCUAAAAUCAAAUACACUUAUUUUAUGAAGAAAAAGAAGGAAUCUUUCAAUGCUAUACCUAUUUUCUCUGAAUGGGUUAUUGAAGAGUGGGGUGAAUGUUCCAAGUCAUGUGGACAGGGUUGGCAAAGAAGAUCUGUAGAAUGCAGAGACAUUAAUGGGCAGCUUUCUUCAGAGUGUGCUAAAGAACUUAAACCAGAAAAUACUCGACCCUGUGCCAAUGUGCCAUGUCCCCAAUGGCAGCUAGGUGAUUGGUCUCCAUGUUCUAAGACAUGUGGAAAGGGUUACAAAAAAAGAACCUUAAAAUGUCUGUCCCAUGAUGGUGGCAUGUUGUCUCAAGAAAGUUGUGAUCCUUUAAAGAAACCAAGAAAUUAUAUAGAACUUUGUACUAUCACGAAUUGCAAUUAAAUAGUGAUCAGUUUAGGGAAAAGGUGGGAGUGUCGAUGCACUGAAGAUAAGAGGGGCAGCGGUAUCUGAUGUAUCUUGCAUGUAAUUCUUAAGGAAUGUCUUCAAGGUGGGCCAGUGUAAAUAGGUGUUUGUGAUGUUGCAGCAUUGGAAUAUACUGCCAAAACCAAAUUUGAUGGGAUAGUAAAUGAGGCUCAUUAACUCUUUAUUUCUAGUUGAUAAUGUCUGUUACAAGUUAAACCCAGAAGCACUGGCCAAGGUGAAUUUAAACAAAUAUUUCUUACUUUCUCAGUUUUUAUUAUGAUACUAAUGAAGGUCUUUGAAUCUAGAAGAUUAGUAUCAGGAAGAAAAACAUCUUAAAAUAUAGCCAAGGAUGAGGAGGGAGGGAUGAUGGAAAUAGUUGCUUUGUUGUUGUUAAUGUUAAAUGCUUCAGUUAGCACUCAUUGUUCAUGGCUUCUCUGGUUUCAGAGAAUAAUUUUAUGAGUAAUGCCCUUUUUUAAGAAUCAAGAGUAAGAUUCAGAAUGGUCUAACUAGCAUAAGGAAUGGUCUUAUAUUCUGAAGUAACUAAAACAUCUGAGUUUACUUGUAAUGUUGUGUUAUCAUUUUAUUUCUGUAGUUCAUUUUAAUUUAGAAAUCAUGACUCUAGUCAGUAAAAAUAUAUAGGUCUUCAAUAUUGGAAUAGAGGUAAUUUUCCUACUGGCUCAGGUGUUAAAUAGCGAUGAAACUAUUGACUGGGUUGCCAUUCUUUGGUGAUCAAGAAAUUGAGCAAGGUCUCUCAAACCCUUAGGUAGUCUAGCAGUGAUGAUGUGGUUUAAAAGUUACCUCUUUAGCAAUGGAGUACAAUGGCAUAAGAAGAGUUAAUGCCAGAGUAUGAGUAUGAUCAUUUUAGAAACUGGUCAAGUGCAUUUUAGAAUAUCAAGCUCACUUAUAUCAUGCUGAAGACACAGCUAAAGGAUAGCAGGGCCAUCCAUAGCAGUAUGCAAACAGUCACAUGAAAGAGAAUAUGGUUUUUCCAUAUGUACAUUGUAAAACAUGUUUCUGUAAAUUAUAUGUACUUUAUAAGUAUUUAAUAAUUCUGUUCCUUCUAGGAAGGACCACAGUUUGUUAUAAAUGCAUAUAAUGAACAUAUUUAUUUUUAUACUUACCUAAUUUGAUCUAAGUUAUCACUUUUUUAAAAGGUCAUAUAACAAGAGUAUUUAUAUAGUAUAUAUUACUAAAUAUAAAAGAUAAGCAUUUGAAAACUCGUUUAUUUUGUUGGAAUAUAAAAUGAUUCUGAGAAAGAAAAUUGGAGAUACAUACUAUACUUAAAGACCAAUAACUGCUUUCUUAAUUUUUUUAAGAAAUUAGAUUCCUAUGUAGCUAAAUAUUGGAUUGACCCUUUAUUAUUGACUAUGAAAGAAUAUAACCUGUGGCUUCAGUUAAAAUAGUUGUAUUUGGUUGUAAACAGUGUUCUCUUUCACUUUCACACAAUAUUUCCUGUAUUUUAGUGCUGCAUCUAAUAAAAUACCUGGUAAAUUCUUGA